GGGCCGGAGCGUUCGCCUCGGCCGCCGCAGCCCUGGCGUCUCGGCCGCGCGCGUGCCCACGGCGGCUGCCGCGCGGAGCUCGGGUCGCGCUGAUCGUCCCUCGGAGCCCCUCGCGGCUGUCGCCGACGCGCCGCUGCUCCCCUUCAGGCCGGCCGCGGAACCCCAGCCCCUAGCAUUAGAACUGUAAUUCGCCUCCGACGAACCCUGCAGUCCCGUCUCCAUCUGCCGCUGGGUCCGGGGGCCCCGGCGCUGGGUCCGGGGGACGGAGGUCGCCUCCCUCCGGCCCAGCACAUGCCGGGCCCCAGGGUCCCCCGAGGUGGCCCUGGCGGAGUCAGCACCGAAGUCCUCGGAGCUGGUGCUACCUGCCGCGGGAGCGGAAGAAGAAAAUGAAAACACUAGCAGAAAGGAGGAGGAGUGCCCCAUCUCUUAUCCUGGAUAAAGCCCUCCAAAAGCAGCCUAGUACUAGGGAAAGUCCUUCCGCUGGUGUUGACACUUGUGCGUUUCUGUCAUCAUUCAUGUGCGCCAGUCGCACUCUGCUGAUCGACGGCCGAGUGGAACUCAAAAGAGGCCUGCAGAGACAGGAGCGGCAUCUUUUCCUGUUCAGCGAUCUGCUUGUUGUCGUCAAAAUCAAAUACAACAAUAACUUUAAGAUAAAGAAUAAAAUCAAGUUAACUGACAUGUGGACAGCCAGCUGUGUGGAGGAAGUGGGGGAAGGCAACACCAGCGCUGUGAAGUCCUUCGUCUUGGGCUGGCCCACAGUGAACUUCGUGGCCACGUUCAGUUCUCCAGAACAAAAGGACAAAUGGCUUUUCCUCCUUCAGAGAUACAUCAAUCUAGAGAAAGAGAAGGACUACCCGAAGAGCAUUCCCCUCAAAAUCUUCGCCAAGGACAUUGGGAAUUGUGCCUAUUCUAAAACUAUAACAGUAACGAAUUCAGAUACAGCGAGUGAAGUUAUCAACAUGUCAUUACGAAUGCUAGGAGUAACUGGUUCUGAGAGAGAUUUCCAGUUAUGGGUCAAUUCUGGAAAAGAAGCAGCACCCUACCCACUCAUUGGACAUGAAUUUCCCUAUGGAAUUAAAAUGAGCCAUCUUCGAGACACUGCACUUCUGACACAGGGAUCAAAAGACUCUGCCACCCUUUCCAGUCUUCAGGAGCCCUUCCUUAUGGAACAGCUGCCCCGAGAGAUGCAAUGCCAGUUCAUCCUGAAGCCCAGCCGCCUGGCUGCCACCCAGCAUCUAAGUGAUUCGGGUCAGAAGACAGUUAGGAGGAGGAGGUCUAUCAUAAACUGGGCCUUUUGGCGGGGUUCUAGCACUCACCUGGACAACCUGCCCAUGUCACCAACAUCGCCUGUACCAGGACAGCUCUUUGGAGUUUCUCUGCAAGAUAUUUGUGAAAACGACAAUCUGCCCAAGUCUGUCCUGGAUAUGCUUUUCUUCCUUAAUCAAAAAGGACCCCUUACAAGGGGUAUCUUCAGACAGUCGGCCAACGUGAAGUCCUGCCGAGAGCUAAAGGAGAAACUGAAUUCAGGAGCCGAAGUACACCUGGACUGCGAAUCAAUUUUUGUGAUAGCAUCUGUCUUAAAGGACUUUCUACGAAAUAUUCCAGGAAGUAUUUUUUUAUCAGAUAUCUAUGAUCACUGGGUCUGUGUCAUGGAUCAAGGAAAUGAUGAAGAGAAAAUAAAUGCAAUUCAAAGACUAUUGGACCAGCUUCCUAGAGCCAAUGUCAUUCUCCUAAGAUACCUGUUUGGGGUAUUAUACAACAUUGAGAAAAAUUCCUCAACCAAUCAGAUGAACGCAUUUAACUUGGCGGUAUGUGUCACUCCAAGCCUCAUUUGGCCUCCUACUUCCUCCAGCCCUGAACUAGAACAUGAAUUUACAAAGAAGGUUUCUCUGCUUAUACAGUUUCUGAUUGAAAAUUGCUGUAGGAUAUUUGGACAUGAAAUCACUUCCCUCUUUGGAGAGAUUUCAGUGAGAUGUGACACCAAAGAGAAUUCUUCAGACACCUCUUGUGUCCAGCUGAACGAUUCCUCUUAUGACAGUUUGGAAAACGAGCUCAAUGAGGAUGCUGAUGCUCCAUGCAGUGACCUGGUAAGGAAACUUGGCCAGGGUAGCAGAAGCAUGGACUCUGUCCUAACACUCAGUGACUAUGACAUCGACCAGCCAGAGGUGGAAGGUCUCUUAGCCCUGAGUGAGUUUGACCUAGACCGCUCUAAGCAUCAGGACAUUCAGGUGAAACGGCCUGCGGGGUCCAAGCAGGUGAAAGUGUUAGUGGUGGGCAGAAAUGCCCCACUGGUGGAGCGCCCCGGGGCCUCGUCCAGCGUGUGUACCCCCAGCUACCGGUCCACGGCUGCAGCAGAAGCUCCACAAAGCCUGCGGCGACACAGGCGCUGCUCAGAGCCCAGCAUUGACCCUCAUGACUCUAAGGGUUCCUAUCUCAAGGGGUUUUACCAGAAAAAGCUACGCAAGUCCAGCUGUGAUGCAAUCCUCUCUCAAAACGAUGAGGAUGAUCCGGAACAAAAUCAGCCCCUCCCAGAAGAGGAUAAGACGUGUUUAGAACAGAGUUUAGUCACAAAUACUGAUCCCAGCAGGAAAAACGCCACUAAUAAAAACAUUAAGAAGAGCAGCUUGUCAGCUACUGAAGGAAACCAUGUGAAACUUUCCACGAAGUCCAGGCCAGUGGCCAUUUCUGUGGCACCUUAUAGUCACGCAUCCCCCCGGGACCAUUCCAGGAGCCCACAUUCUGAUGCAAACACAUCUGGAUACACCCCCACACACAUCAGAGAUACACUCAAGAGCUCAAGGACACAUCGGCGCUGUUCAGAGCCCAGCAUAGAUGACCAGAAGUGCAAACUGACCUAUCUCAGGGGGAUUUAUUCAAAGAAACAACAUAAAAGCAGCUGCCAAACUGUCCUCUUGCAGGGAGAGGAAGAUUAUCUCAGACGGCAUAAGUCUUUGCAAAUGGAAGGGCAAAAACUUAUUAAUCAGAGUUUGGUCAUGGGGAUUGAGGUGGGCAGAAGCAGUGCCACUCACCAAAGUGCUGAAAAGGUUUUGCCCCCCAGACUGAGCCUGUGCCCGAGCAGCAGCUCUUCCAGCUUAUCCUCCCCAGGCACUUCCCCGUCCGGCUCAUCCGUGAGCUCCCAGGACAGUGCCUUUUCCCAGAUCUCAGAACACUCUGUGUUUACACCCACGGAGACUUCUUCCCCGAUAGAUUGCACUUUCCAGGCUCAGAAGAGACAGGAAAACCCUUCCUUCAGCUUCAUUUCUAAAGUGCCUGGCCCCUCCAUAGGGCAGGCUAGCAGCCAUCUGACUUACAUGAAAAAGGACACCAUAGAGUGGCAUUCACAGAUGCACUCUGUGACUCUUCAUCCCAGCGCGUGGCUGAAAAAUAGCGUGGCCAGUUUGAAAAACUGGUCCCUUAAGAAAAAAGCAAAAUUAACCAGGCCAGAGGAAAAGAAACUCAAUCUCCUGAAAGGACCUUUGGAGUCACCUCCACAUGCAUCUGAUGUUUCAGAAGCCAGUUCACUGCAACAGAGUGAGAAAGGCCCACCCCCAACAGCCACUGAAGGACCUAGAACCUCGCACACAGCCCGGCCGUGGAGCUCUGGUUCCUGUCAGGACUCGGACAGACACUGUAGCUCUCCAUUCAGCCUGCAGGAGAGCAGACUCAAGUUUUGCGGGAAGUCCUACGGGGGAGGGGAGACUGAAGGGCCAUGCUGUUCUGGUCCUUUGCCGUGGGAAAAAGCCUCAUCUAGUCCUGGGACUGUAAAUGAUAUGACCAGCCCAGAUGAAGAGCCCACAGUGGUUCCUGAUGCUGGGGAUAAACACUUAGCCAAAGACAUCUAACCACAGUAAGAAUCUACUGUCUACAACAAUGGAAACUGGGCUGAUCACACAAAAUAAUUAUAACCCUUUUUUAAAAAUAAGAUAUUUGGGAGAGGUAACCUAAAGAUAAUCUUACUAAUACUUAGGACAAAAAUGUUUUCUUUACUGAGACUACUUGAUAAAGACUUUAGGUGAAAAAAAAUCACCUAAGUUUAGAAAGCUUUUAUUUACUAAAGCAUGGGAUUGGUACUGCCCUGAGGUUUUAGUGAUAGGAGCAGAGGACUUAGGGAACACCCCUUCCAUUGAAGAGGGUUGCCUUUUGUCCACUGUCAGUGACGUCAGGUCCUGAGUAGGCUAUGCUUUCAUAAGUGAAGAAUCAGGACAAGAAGGGUGGCACUGUGAGAAACCACCCACAUUUACUUUAGGGAAUUCUUUUAGUAAUGAGGUGAGAAAAAUGCCACUAAUCAAAAUAUUAAGAAAAACUUGUAUAUAGUAAUGAUCAAAAUCAUGUAAAACCUUUUCCUGAAUCCAAGCCAGCUGUCAUUGCGGUGGCAUUUUCUAAUCACACGCCCUUCCAGGAUCACUCUAGGAACAUUUAUAUAGCUGAAGUGGAGAAAAUCAGAGUGAUUCAAAAACACCACAGUGUACUGGUGCACAUUUAAGACAACAGAGAAGAUAAGCUCACAGAUACAACAUAAACUAAGGAAAUGUAAACCAUCUCUCAGUUAUGAGUCGUUUUGCACAAAAACACAAAAUUUUCUGAAAACUCAAAGCCUGUGAUCACUGCUGCCAUGUGAGGGUACCAUGACAUCAUAAUUCUUUUGUUGGUUGUGUUGAUGAUUUUUUUUCCCUUAGCACUAUUUUGUAAAGGUUCCGAGAAACAGCUGUGAUAAGGGAGAGAGUGUUCACUCCUUCUCCCUUUUCAAAGGUUUCUGUGCUGGGAACAUGCUUUAGAAAUACAGCUUUUCCUGUUUAGAACAGAUCCAUUUCCAACAACAUUUGCUAUCAUAGUAUUAAGUAGAAAAUUCCACUAGCAGUCCAUUCUCAGUUGCGUGAAUAGUGUUAACACAUAACAAAGCAUAGCAUCUCUUUGCUGAACUAUUUUUCUGUAACCCUGUCUCAGAUAACAGUGUAUGAUUAAAAAUGCAGUGAAUGGCUAAAUUUUUUAAGUUAUUACAGUAAGAGAUUCUCCUCAAAAUAUUCCUAACACACUUACACCAUCAUUGGUGCCACUUUCUGAAGCAAUUCUGUACAUCCUCUUCUGUGAGCAUCUUCUUUUUGUCAAAAAAAAAUUUUUUUUUUAUCGGUACCAGGGAUUGAACUCACGACUGCCUGCUUGCAAGGCAGGCACUUAUGCUGCUGCUCUGUGAGCAUCUUAGUUGCACUGGUGUGUCUGCCUUGCUGUCCUGAAUCAUUUCAAAAUAUUUACCUAUUACGCUCAUGUUGACUUGGGAAAGACCUGGAAGCUGCACAGUACCAGAUCUGAUGAACAGAAUGAGUGAGGAAGACCUGUAAUACGAUCACAGCUCUGCUGUUUAGUUGGAUGUCACUCAACAUAUUUUUUAUCACAUGAAAGAAUUUCCAGAACUGCUUCAGAAAGUGACAAGAACCAUAGGAUAAGCAUGUUCGAAGUGAGGGUAUUUUUAGGGAAAUUAAUGGCCAUAUGUCUACUCUAAUAAAUUUUUAAAACAUGCACUUUUAUUCAUAUAUUUUCAUCUUAAUCACAAAAACAAGUCACCUUUGUAUAAUUUUUAUAAAUUGUAAAUUAAGAGAGCACUUUAGAGGUUGGCAACUUACAGGGACUCAUAGAAUAGAAUGUUCAACAAAACGGUUACCAGACCUCCUCGGGUGGGUCAUUACUUUGGAUUUUCUUAUUUGUGGAAAUGUUUCCAUAUUUUUGUCCCAAGUGACUCAAUAGUUGAUAGAUGGUUUAGACUCCAUUAAUUUUGGUGGCAUGACUCUUUCUCUUCUCUCUUGCCUUAAAAUUUACAACAGUACAGCUGCUCGCCCAGGAAUAAAUUCCCAAGCCUUCCCAGCUAGUGUGGAGGGACAGUGCUAAACCACAUUUACCUUCCUCCCCUUGACGACUCCCUGGAAAAGCUGCUCAGCCAUUUGACCUCUGUCAUCUACCGUCAAAUUGAUCUUCCUCUCACAAACUAGCUUAUUUCUGAUUAUUUUUAUUAAUCAUUAGGAAACUUAUAGCAGAUAUUCUUCUCUUGUUCUAACAGUUACAUUUUUGGUUAUGGGAUUAAAAAUCAGUGUUUUCUCUAAGAAGUUAUUUCAGUAUUCGCUAUAGGUGCUACCUACCUCUUGGAUCCAUGGUCCUGUUGCCCUAAUCAUUAUAGUAACUUUUAGAAUUCUGUGUCCAGAGAGCCCCUCCAUGACACUGGCCCUCUCAGUCACAGAGGUGUAGUAGACUUCAGUUCAUAACUGCUCCUGUAUUUAGACUUCUGAGCACCCGUACGAGUCUUUCAUGGUAUAAUACAUGAAGUCACAGGGAAUCCCCUUACCCUUAGGGCAUACUACUGCAGAACUACAGGAUGUGAAUGAAGCUCUUAUGGUUUGGAGUGUAUUUCUGGAAAAAUUACUUAACUACUUGCAAAAAUAAUAGUUUAGCCUUUUUUUUCAUUUCAUAAUAGCCACUAGAAAAUCACCCCCCCAAUUUGAAGCAUAGAAGAAAAUAGUUACUGUACUAAGGUUCUUCAAUAACCACCCCCACUCCUCUGUUCCUUAGAUACUCCUGUAAUACAUAAUGUGAAUAGUUUAAUAUUGCUGUAAAGUAUUGUAUUAUUUGAAGACAGACUACAUGUCAUUUUAUUAUGCUCCAUCAAUCUAUAAUAUAUUAGACCAAUGCUUUAUCUAAAAUGCUUUGAGUUUGUAUAAUAUAUCUGGACAAAUUUUAUUACCAUAUGUUAUGUAAUAAAUGUGUAUUUUUGUACUUGCAGAAAUUGCUGCUAACUUUUCAAGUUGUUUCCUUUUCAAGGCACUGAUAAUGGAUAUGUAUGCAGUCCAUGCUGUCUGUUAAAUAAAAUACCAUUCUGCAGAGGUGACAGUCA
Cavia porcellus (domestic guinea pig) is the source of this 6877-nucleotide messenger RNA. RefSeq names its product Rho GTPase activating protein 20 (gene Arhgap20). The transcript is spliced from 15 exons. Lineage: Eukaryota; Metazoa; Chordata; Mammalia; Rodentia; Caviidae. The record is from RefSeq and is a predicted model, not a curated record. Bases 387 to 3842 code for a protein of 1151 amino acids. Gene Ontology annotation, molecular function: GTPase activator activity. Gene Ontology annotation, biological process: signal transduction; regulation of Rho protein signal transduction.